Molecule: messenger RNA, 1530 nt
Organism: Plutella xylostella (diamondback moth)
Lineage: Eukaryota; Metazoa; Arthropoda; Insecta; Lepidoptera; Plutellidae
Source: RefSeq, a predicted model, not a curated record
AUGUUUAGUGAGAAACCAGCCUUGCUCACUGCAAGCUCUGGGCAACCGAUCUAUGACGUAGACACGGACGCUCUGGACGGGGACCUGCUCAUCAACCAGUACUUCCUAGACUCCAUCGACAGCGCCGUCAACGCGAGGAUCCCGGCAAGAGAAGCCUUCGCUAAAGCCGCAGCCGCUCACGGAUACUUCAUCGUUACAAAUGACGUCACCAAGUACACCAAGGCGAAAUUGUUCGAGAAAGUCGGAAAGAAAACUAAAAUUUUUGCUCGCCUAGGAAUAUCUCAGGUCCUGCCAGGACAAAGUGACACGACCCUCACAGCUGCUAGAGGGUUUUCUAUUAAAUUCUACACGGAAGAAGGCAACCUUGAUCUACUUAGCAUAAAUAUCCCAGUCUUCCUUUAUAGAAAUGCUUUUCUCUUCAUCGGACUGUUUCAUACAUUUAGCAAUAAUCCAAAGACUAACAUUCAAGACCCGAAUGCUAUUAUUGACUUCAUUGUACAGAAUCCCAUAACUCUGCAUAACUUACUUUGGUUCUUUUCCGAAUUUGGUAUUCCUAAAGGGUACAGACAUAUGAACGCAUUUCCUAUUCAUUCUUUUCAGUUGUACAAUGAAGAAGGACAAACAUUUUUUGCACGGUUUAAGAUUUUAUCUGAACUUGGUUUUGAGCCUCUCAGUCUUGAUCAAGCGUCGGCUAUAUCUAGCUACGAUUUUAACUUUUUCAUAAGAGAUUUGUAUAAUUCUAUUGAAAGAAAAAACUAUCCAACUUGGACGUUAGAGAUGGAUGUACUCAAUGUAUGUGAUAUAAAACAGCUUAACUUUGAUCCAUUUGAUGUAACGAGAUUAUGGCCUAACGGCACAUAUACCACAGUUCCAAUAGGUAAAAUUAUCUUGGAUAGAAACGUCGAAAAUUAUUUUGCUGAAGCAGAGCAAGCCGCUUUUAAUCCUAUUAAUUUGGUACCUGGCAUCAAAAAUCCUCCUGAGCAACUCUUUCAGGUACGAACCUUUGCUUACAGUAGUGCUCAAAAAAAUCGCCUUGGUAAUAACUUUAACAAAAUAGCUAUAAAUUGUCCGAUGUACGCAGAAACUUACAACCGCGAUGGAGAUCCUCCGGUGUUAGAUAAUGGAGGUGACGCAGUCAAUUAUUACCCUAACUCCUUUAAUGGACCUGUGCCUUUUUAUGACCCUGCCAGGCCCCGGAAACAGUUCAAAAUUGUAGAGAAAAGUAUUGUACAUUUGGAAGAUAGCCGAAGGUUUUACAAGGAGGUUCUAGCUACCGAUGCCCAGAAACAACGCCUCGUCGACAACUUCGCGAGGACAUCACUUCGAGUGAAACAUACGCUACAAGAAAAACUCAUCAAGCUAUUUAGAAAAGUUGAUUGUGAUUUAGCAGAUAGAUACAUCAAGACGUUGGAUAAAUUGAAAAAGAAUGUGAAACUACCAAAUGUUGUUGAAGAUUUGGAUGAUAAUAAUCUUUAUCCAUACAGCAAUGUGUAACAAUAAUUAUGUAUAUAAUGGUAAUUAUUGUUAAAA